AUGUCAGUGCUUCCUCUACAGCUGGACACUACGAACCGGCCAGAUGAAUGGAAGAUUGAGCAGGGCCUCUCCGGCCACAAACUGCCCAUCCUCGACGUCAGCGGCAAGGAGCUGAUCAACAUCUAUCCUCCCAAGAAUCGCCAUCCGGUCAAGGAUCAGCACGCCAUCGACGCUGUCGGGAAUCGCGAUGAGCUGUUUAAGAGGGAGCUGCCAGGCUGGAGGGGAUACGUCGAGUGGGAAAAGUACCCAGAGAAGAAAGAAAAAGCCCAUAAGAUCCUUACAAACCAGACCUUCGACCCCAGCCCGGAUUUUAUGUUCGGGCCCAUCCCAGACUCGAAUCCCGUUCUUCCGGGGGACGACUUCAAAGCAUGGCAUGAAGCCCUGGGAGGCGAGCUGGCAAGUGUACCAGAGGACUCAUGGACGACUGUCCUCCGCGAGAAGCACCCGGAUAUGCUACAUCUGCUCCAGUUUCCGUAUAACGGCGAGCCACCUAAACGCCUGGUCACCUCCAAGGCCAUCACCCCGAACCCGCUGCACUUUGUCCGCAACCAUGGCGGGAUCCCACUGAUUGAGAAGGAUAAGUGGAGUCUUUCGCUGGAUGGUUUGGUACGCCAUCCUCAUAGCUAUACAUUGGAUGAUCUGCAAGAUGAGAGUCGGUUUCCACGGAUUGAAAAGACCGUCACAAUCCAGUGCUCGGGGACCCGGCGUAUCGAGCAGAUCAGCCGGUAUGGAGGGCAGGGCGAUGAGGUGCCACAGGCGCCGUGGGCUGAGGGGGCGAUUGGCACUGCGCAGUACAAGGGGAUCAGUUUGAAGAAGCUUAUCAAGGAUUGCGGGGGUCUGAUUGCGCCCGCGAAACACCUGGAGUUGUACGGUGCUGAGACAUAUGUCAAGGACCUAGAGGUCAUGAACUACCUGGUCAGCGUGCCAUGGUCCAAGGUCAAGGCGAACGAGGUGAUCCUCGCCUGGGAGAUGAACGGGGAGCCCCUGCCCAAGAUCCACGGUUAUCCUCUCCGCGUAGUCGUUCUGGGCUACAUCGGAGCUCGCAGUGUGAAAUGGCUAUAUAGAAUCAAGGCUAUCGAGAACCCAUCCCUAGCUCCAGUGCAGAGCAAAGAGUACCUGUACUUCAACCAACAGGUUGGAAAAUACAACCAGCGUCCGACGGACGGAAUCCAGAUCCAGGAGAUGCCAGUCAGUUCAGCCAUCAUGUCUCCCUGGAACAAGCAGGCCAUUAUCCACAGCGGCAAGAUCAGAUGCAAGGGCUGGGCCUACUCUUGCGGUGGUCGAUGGCCAGAACGUGUCGAGCUGUCCGCAGAUGGCGGUUUCAGCUGGUACGAUGUGCCUCCAGAGAACCUCUCUAAGAAGGGCCGCUGGGUCUGGCGGACGUGGGAAUUCGACCUCCCUUGCGAUGUUGAAGGUUGGAUCGAGAUUGUCUGCCGGUGUUGGGACAAUGCGAUCAAUACACAGCCGUUGGAUGUGCGUGCAGCGUGGAACUGGGGCUUGCACGUUACGCACUCGGCGCAUAGGAUCAGCGUCUACAGUAUUAACAAGAGUCAUCCUGUUACUCGGGCGAGGCUCGAGAAGAUGGACCAUCUUGGGAUUCCGGUGGCGCCUCUCACUCGCUAUCAAAUCAUUCCAAGUCAGACUAUGGAGGAGUACGAGAAAUACUGGAAGGAGCAUGAGCCGCGCGAUGUUGAUGAUUGA
Aspergillus puulaauensis is the source of this 1701-nucleotide messenger RNA. RefSeq names its product sulfite oxidase. Gene Ontology annotation, molecular function: oxidoreductase activity; molybdenum ion binding. NCBI's taxonomy places the organism in Eukaryota, Fungi, Ascomycota, Eurotiomycetes, Eurotiales, Aspergillaceae. Gene Ontology annotation, cellular component: mitochondrion. Bases 1 to 1701 code for a protein of 566 amino acids. The record is from RefSeq and is a predicted model, not a curated record. The transcript has 2 exons.